This is a messenger RNA of Owenia fusiformis, 907 nucleotides long. The record is from the annotation of a GenBank genome assembly. NCBI's taxonomy places the organism in Eukaryota, Metazoa, Annelida, Polychaeta, Sabellida, Oweniidae.
AGAAUUUAUUUCCUAUUAACAAAAAAGGCACACGUAAUUAAAUCAAAUAAAAUGGAAAUUGAAUUGAUAAAAGCGUGCAUCUUUUUUCUGCUUUUUGUGAAGGAUGCUUUUUCAACUCAGAUACUAACUACAGGGGUAACAGUAAAAGCAAGGAUGAGUGUUAAGAUAACUGACGACCCAGAUGAAACAAUUAUGAAGAUUCACACGUGGAACCAUUGCAUGCUGCUAUGUGUUCAUAAACAAACCUGUGAGGAGUUUAACUACCACGGUGAUUCCUCCAGAUGCGAGAUGUAUACAACAGCGGGUUGCAAGAACUUUGAUAUCUCAACAGGGUGGAGACUUGGUUAUAUUGAAGCAGAUCGCCAAAGAAAUACAACAAGCAGGAACAUCAAUGUAGCGCUUAACAAACCUACAUAUCAGUCAAGCACUUUUGAUGGGAUUGCUUAUGGAUCUCCUACUGGUUUCGCAGCAAAUGCAGUAGAUGGUGGUACAAACACAGAGUAUAUGUCUGGUUCAUGUACGCAUACAAAACAUGAACCAAAUCCAUGGUGGAUUGUAGACCUUGGAAAGUCAUAUUACAUUGAUCGAAUUGUUAUUUGGAAUCGAAAAACGAAAGCACACAGACUCCAUGACUUUUCUAUUGACACCGCCUGUCACUUUGAUGGAGUGAACCCAGACAACACAAACUGGACGAGACAACAUCUGCAUGUUGGAACGUUGGAUGUUAAUCCUAAAGUCAUGCCACUUCCUAAUUCCGCAUUUGGCAGAUUCGUAAAGAUAGAAAAAACAGUUCCAACGGUUACAGAUCAGAACCUCUUAACUCUAUGUGAAGUUGAGAUCUAUGUCGUCUAAGUAUGCUGAUAUCUGGCUGUAAGGUAAAAGAACUUUCAUCCAAGAGCCACAGACU